Messenger RNA from Paracoccidioides brasiliensis Pb18, 1710 nucleotides. RefSeq lists its product as uncharacterized. The coding region runs from base 1 to 1710 and encodes 569 amino acids. The transcript has 4 exons. The record is from RefSeq and is a predicted model, not a curated record.
AUGGCACCGUCUGCUCGGAUUAAACUCUACCUCCAGCACCCUCUUACUCGCCUCCUUGCAGCUCGGAUCUUGAGCUCCUUCCUAAGCGGGCCUGCACCCUCAACGUCCCCCGCCUGCUUCUCUCUUGCCGCCAUCGCCCCGGAAAGCAUAUGCGAUACCGAUCGCUCCUUCCCCUUUAGAAUGCCCCCAAUGGCUAUGGCAUCAUUAUAUACUUUGUCGCCAAACUGUCUCUUACCCGUGGGCGAUGUGAUUCCCCUCCUUCCUCCUCCCCCCGCCCCCAAGCAAUGUUUUGGCUUUCGCUUCCCGGGCUCGCCUCGUGCGCUUGAUUAUCCUCCGCGGUAUUACCCAUCACUACCGUUGGUUCGCUUGGAUCUUUCAGGCAUCAGAAACCUUCGAGUAGUCCCGGCAAGGAGAAACAGGAAGCGCUCCUCCCCCAAAUACAUUCAGCUGCUUUCGACGCUCGACUCUCUCGACGGGAUGCCUCGGCCACAUGAUCGCACGCUUGGGCAUCAGUCAGGGGGAUUGACUGACGAAUCAACCCUAUACGUCUUUUCCCUUCAAGGGGCCGUAAUGGCUGCGGGCGACUAUGCGGACUUCAUGGAGACCAAUUUUGCGGAUCAUCCUAUGCCCGAGGACGGAGAUACGGCAGGCGCUCCCAUAUGUAUAGAUGUCGACGACAAUGGGGCCAAUACGAAUUCGUCCAUCGGGAGCCUGCCAUUGGUUCCACCCAUCAUUCACCAUGCACACUCUGAACCACCUGACCUGGAAGAUGUCCCCGAUCUCAUCCCCGACACUCCCGUCCACGAGCCAAUCCAGGAAGUUAUGCAACGAAUUGAACAGCCAAACCAACGUCAAUUUGAUCCGCUUGAUCUGGAGAUUAUCCCUGACCCCAUACCUGAACUUCCGGUUCACGAGCCAAUCGAAGAUCUUGUACAGCAGCUCGAGGAACGGCAUCAAGCGCAAUUUAAUACAGUUGACCUGGACAAUGACUUUGAUCUCCUUUUCGGUAAUCAGGUCAUCGACCCGAUGGAGGAUGCUAUGGAGCAAAUUGAGCAGGUCCAGCAUGCACACCCCGAGCCGAUGGACCUGGAAAAUGCUCCCAAUCUUUUACUCUUCGAGCAGACGACGACCAAAGAGGGAAUUCCGGAAGUUGUGCAGCAACACGAUGAACAUCCGCAAGCCAUCGUUCUGUGCGAUGAAACACAAUCUGUUAAUCGUGUGGACGUCAAUCCCCUAGUCCAGGACAGUCCGAUGAACGAUUCCUGGGUCGUGGAUCGCAGAGAAAUAUCAACGCAGGAAAUGCAUAAUCCAAAUCGUCUGAGUCCCAUCGCAGAAGAACCGUCCACUCCUGUAAAGAAACCACCAUAUACUCCUCCACCAAAGGCUGGCCUACAACCAGGAGCAAGACAGCUAUUCACCCCUCCAUCUACAUCACCCGACACUCCUCCAUGGAACACCUUUCGACGAAGAAGAGAAUUCCAGCGGAGGCAGUCACACCUGGCCUCCUCAUCUAGCAUCGAUGGCCCGCCUCCUAAGAAGUACAAAAGCAAUCUCACCGCAUCGCUCAAAUGCUUUACCAAUGAAAGACGUCAGGGGGAUCCGGGCGCCUUUACUGGCACGUGGUACGAAAAUGCGGAGAAAACUCCCACCAAGCGCAUGAGUUAUGUUAAACUUCUGCAGGAGGAAGAGAAUGCCGCCAGUUCCCGCUAA